GGCCCCCGCCCUUUAGUGCGCGCUCGGGGCCUCCGCUACCGAGUCGCGGGGCUGCAGGGCUCCGGGGCCCCGGCCCCAGCAGCCUCUUUCUGUCCUCCGGGAGCGAGAGAAGCCCUUGUGCCCGUUCUCUCCCCGCAAGCCCCAGGAGGGCCUGAGCAGAGGCGAGCGGGAUAAAAGUUCACUGAUGGCUCAGUUGGGAGCAGUGGUGGCGGUGGCUUCCAGUUUCUUGUGUGCCUGUCUCUUCUCAGCAGUGCACAAGAUAGAAGAAGGACAUAUUGGAGUAUAUUACAGAGGCGGUGCUCUGCUGACCUCCACCAGUGGCCCUGGUUUCCACCUCAUGCUUCCUUUCAUCACGUCGUAUAAAUCUGUGCAGACCACACUUCAGACAGAUGAAGUAAAGAAUGUACCUUGUGGAACCAGUGGUGGUGUGAUGAUCUACUUCGAUAGAAUUGAAGUGGUGAACUUCCUGGUCCCAAAUGCAGUAUAUGAUAUAGUGAAGAACUACACCGCCGACUACGACAAGGCGCUCAUCUUCAACAAGAUCCACCAUGAGCUGAACCAGUUCUGCAGUGUGCACACACUUCAGGAGGUCUAUAUUGAGCUGUUUGAUCAGAUUGAUGAAAAUCUCAAACUGGCUUUGCAGCAGGACCUGACCUCCAUGGCCCCUGGGCUUGUCAUCCAAGCUGUGCGGGUGACCAAGCCCAAUAUCCCUGAGGCAAUCCGAAGAAACUAUGAGCUGAUGGAAAGUGAGAAGACGAAGCUUCUCAUAGCAGCUCAGAAACAGAAGGUGGUAGAGAAGGAGGCUGAGACAGAGCGGAAGAAAGCACUCAUUGAGGCAGAAAAAGUGGCUCAGGUUGCAGAAAUCACCUACGGGCAGAAGGUCAUGGAGAAGGAAACGGAGAAAAGGAUUUCAGAAAUUGAAGACGCUGCAUUUCUGGCCCGUGAGAAGGCAAAGGCCGAUGCUGAGUGCUACACUGCUCUGAAAAUAGCUGAAGCGAAUAAGUUGAAGCUGACCCCAGAAUAUCUACAGCUGAUGAAAUACAAGGCCAUUGCUUCCAACAGCAAGAUUUACUUUGGCAAAGACAUUCCCAAUAUGUUCAUGGAUUCUGCUGGCACCCUGGGCAAGCAGUUUGAAGGGCUGGCGGACAAGCUGACCAUUGACUUGGAAGAGGAGCCUGUGGAGGCCACAGCGAAGGAGAACUGAGGAACAGAAAGUAUACAGCCUCAGAUGACACUUAAAGAGAUCUUUAUUUUUUAAAGUGAAACAGACUGCUCCUUCCUCCCUUACUACCUUCUUGGACUCCUCAAGUUGUUGUGG
Octodon degus (degu) is the source of this 1318-nucleotide messenger RNA. RefSeq names its product ER lipid raft associated 2 (gene Erlin2). The coding region runs from base 185 to 1204 and encodes 339 amino acids. Gene Ontology annotation, molecular function: cholesterol binding; ubiquitin protein ligase binding. Gene Ontology annotation, biological process: SREBP signaling pathway. The transcript has 12 exons. The record is from RefSeq and is a predicted model, not a curated record. Gene Ontology annotation, cellular component: endoplasmic reticulum; endoplasmic reticulum membrane. Lineage: Eukaryota; Metazoa; Chordata; Mammalia; Rodentia; Octodontidae.